Messenger RNA from Protopterus annectens (West African lungfish), 6047 nucleotides. Its product is annotated as probable transmembrane reductase CYB561D1. The transcript is spliced from 3 exons. The record is from RefSeq and is a predicted model, not a curated record. Bases 598 to 1314 code for a protein of 238 amino acids. Gene Ontology annotation, molecular function: transmembrane monodehydroascorbate reductase activity. Lineage: Eukaryota; Metazoa; Chordata; Ceratodontiformes; Protopteridae.
GAAUAGAGGUACCGCAAGGUGGCAGGACAGCGCUGUAAAUCCGCAGAGGUCCUCGUGAAACACACAGCAGCCACUCAAUUGGUUCAUCGCUUGCAUAUCUCAGUAAACAGGAAGUGUGUACCGGGAUGCUUUCAUAAAAGAUAUGUCAGGUAGUUUUUCGCCAGAUCGAUGACAUUAAAGAAGGGUGACUGAAACGCACAUAUGAAAAAUAGUUGUAACGAGCACUUGUGUUAAUCAAUAUGAAGCUGCCUAGCUUGAAAAAAGCAAACAUUUUGUUUGUUACAUGUGGCAGUGUUUGAUUUCUCCUAAGAGAAUUUAUUUGAUGUAGCUUUAACACUGUGGUCAUUUAUCAUUGUGGAUGUGGAGUGUACGAAACACUUUCAGGGCUCGUUCUGUUGGGACUUGAAUGCGUACCUUCAGAUUAUCAAAUAUAAAUUGGAUAUGAGGGUGGGGUACCAUUUUUGUAUUUAACUUGAUCUGUAAAGGAAGCCCCAUCACAUAACACCCCCACACACCAUCGAAUUUGCUAACAUGGACUCAGAAUGAAGAACUGUAAUUUUAGAUACUGAGCUGACCUUUUAAGUUCAUGGGAGAGAAAUGUCUCCACCAGCCGUUUCUAGCGUCCCGUACACACUACUGGCGACUGGCGAAGGGUUGGGAAUGAGCGACUUCUGGCUAUACGGUUGGUUGCGUCGGGCGGCAGCAAUGAUCGCCCACCUUGUCGUGAUCGCUUUUACGGUUUUUUUGUUGGUGAUGUCAAGGCCAGGAAGCAGCUUGUUUUCUUGGCAUCCUGUCUGCAUGUCAUUAGCGUUCUGCUUGGGAAUGACCGAAGGCAUCUUGCUGUUUUCUCACGAGAGCUCACCACUGUGCCUUUGGUCCCACAAGACAAAAGUCCGAUUGCACUGGAUUCUGCAAGCUUUGGUGUUAACUGCUGCCAUCACUGGACUUGUUCUUAUUGUUUCCAACAAAAACCUAACAGAGCAACCACAUUUGGUUUCAUGGCAUAGUGUUCUUGGGAUAGUGACCCUAGCUGCCACCUGUGGCCAGGGUCUUUAUGGACUUCUUUUACUUUUCCCGGGACUGAUUAAGAACUGCUCAGCUGCACGUCUAAAGCUAUACCAUGCCACUUCUGGACUACUGUGUUACAUGCUUGCCACAGUUACUGUUGUUUUAGCAAUGUAUUCUGGUUGGUUCCAGGCCCAGAUAAAUGGGACUGCUUGGUACAUCUGUGUGGUUGCACCAUUUUAUCCAGCUCUGGUUGUCAUGAACCAAAUAACAAGUGCUUACUUACCAAGAAGAAAGGUGGAUAUCUAAUAUUUUCCUUAUAAUGAAAGCACUGUAUUCUCAGUUGUAUAUUGUGAUGUAUGAACUGUGUUUGGUUGCACUUUUUAUUACUCAACAAAGAAGACAGUUAAGUGCCUUGCAGUAGUAUAUCAGGGUAUUAUCUCAAGGGAACCUUCAUUACACACAUGCAGCGAGUGUUACUUAGGUGGACAGCCAACCUGGCAGGAAAGAAGCCUUCUUGCAGCUUAUGCUAAGAGUGUGACUAAAAUGUAACCAAUUAUUUGCACACUUUUUUCAGCUUACAUAAAACAGCUGUCUGUGUGAGAGCCUUUUGUAUUGUAUGCAGCUCAAUAACCAAAGAUGAGUUACUCCAUCUCCUUCCACUAAUAGUUUACCACCAUUUUCAAUGCCUUUUUGUCCCUGCUGCAUUCAUGUCCUGUAUGUUCUAAUCUCUGAUGGCCUUCUUCACUGUUACUUUUAAAAGUGAAUCAUUGUCACCUUUGUUCUCAUGUCUGUUCACACAGUAGUCUGACAAACCCUUAGGUACCUGCAUUGGAUACUCUUAGUCUCAGUUUGCAUACUGUAUGCCCCUAGUCAUGGUGUUUAUCUUCAUUUGUUAUUGCGUGCUCUUCAUUGCUACUUUACCUCUUUCAUUCCUGUGUUUUGAAUUCUCAUUGUUGAUGCCUUUUUCUUGUUUUCAUUUUUUUAAACCAGAUACAUUAUGUAUGUAUCAAGAUAGAAUUAACUUUAGGGAUACCAAGUGUGAGCUGCAACAACUGAGGUAAUCGAAUGCUGGCUGCCUUAUUCUAGUUUAUUUAGGUAUUUUUUUAAUUGUGUACCAUGGAGUUAGUGCUGUCUCCUCUGGUGUUUUUUGUUUAAAAAAAUCUUACUUUGUUGUAAAUCUUAAAAUCAGGUUAAAGGAGAGAGAGAAGCAUAUUUGCACACUCUGGCAGAGUCCAUGAAUACUUGCCUUCUUCCAGCUGCAGACGUACUUCAAGUGAAAAUAGAGAAACAACACCUUAUAGUAGUGAAUGGAAGAAAGAUUGUAAAUUAAAACUGAAAGGAAAACAUUCUGCUGUCAAGUAAAUGACUGCAUUAGUAAAUGCAAAUAUUUUAUUAUGUAUAUUGUAUGGAUUGGAUGAUAUUUCUGUUGCGUAUGCUACAAAUGGCUAGAAAAUGUAUGUGAGUAUGUUUUUAAGUUAAACAUCAAAACAUUUCUGUUUUUCAUGACACUGUUGAAUCUGAAGGUGUUUUUUUAUCUGUCACACAGAACAGAUGCCUGUCACUCUCAUCAGGCAUUGUUAUAUGCUGCCUUUUGCCUUGUGUGAUGUUCAUUCAUUAUGAUAGGCUGGGCAACAGACUUCCAUGCUUAUUGCUUUUCAUGUAUGUAAACCCAAAAGAUGAGCAGUUAUAGUGAAAUGCAAAAUUUGGAGGCAGGAGAUGCAGUAUUGGGCUUCAGGUAAAUACUAAGCUACUGUAAAACUAAAAUACUAAAGCUGGACCUUUGGAAAAGGUUAAAAUUGUAGCUUGUAGGAGUAUUGCAGUUUGCAUGUUGCAGAAUCUGAAAUGGAGGUUGGCAUGAACUAUGUAGUACUAUGCUUGAUCAGUGUAAACAACAACAUAAAGCAGCAAGCCUUAUGAUAGUGGGCUGUGACUUUCACAAAUUGUAGCUCAUCAUCUACUCUUUAUGCCUUUAUUACGUGACAGCAGUGUAGGGCUUAUGCAUGUCUGGGACCUUUUUUAAAAAACAGUUUAAGUAAUGCAGUUUUUGAAAAGACACUAGUGAAGGGAAGGUAAAGGAGUGAUUUAUGUGUUACAUACAAGUGACAAUAUAAAGUAGAUUCCACUCAUGGUUUCUCUGUGAAAGUGUUUCUAUGGUGACUGGGAAUUAGGAAAUUGAGUAACUGAUGUCAUUGGUCCAUCUUUAUUGCUGUUUGUCGCUCGUUGAUUAAGCUAGAAUAUUAUGAUGGAAUAGUGGAUUUUCUUUACCUCAUGAAACUUCAAGAAGGAUGUAGUAGAGCUGUCUGAGAAUUUGCCAGAUUUUAUUUUUUCAUAAUCUUGCAAGGGAUGUCUGUAAGUUAGUAGGCUCAGAGAAGCAUCUUUUUGUACUUCUGUAACUGGAGUUUGGUAGAACUUGUAUUUGACACAUUUUGUUAUACUUAACCAUGUAGAUAUUUAUCAGUGUAUGCAAAAAAUGUAUCUGCUGUGGUGCUGCCUUGUGAAGUUAUAGUUAACAGAUUGUGAAAAGGUCUGUACUGUAGCCUCUUAGUUCUUGACAAAAUACUCAUAGUGAUAUAAAAUGUCAUUGAAAUAUGAAUUAUAUGUGGUGGCUACAUUAAUUGUACUUGUCUCACUUUUUGUUUUACUUAAUUCAGAGCAAACUUAUAGUUUGUCUUUUAUCCCUUAUUUUCAAGGGCUACCUUUGUAGUCAUAUGGUAUCUUUGGUCAAAACUAAAGUUGUAUUAGAAUUACAAAUUGGACAUAGAAAAUGAUUUUCACUUUUAGACUGCAAAGUUAAGGUUGCUAACAGUUGUUUCUCUGAAAAUCAAGGGUUGUAUAUUUAUUUAAAAAAACUGUUCUUAUUAUUAUUUGUUUUGCUGCUUGGUUACUGAGCAUGCAACAGUUAAAAGGUUGCUGUUAGCAGGUUUGAUCUCUUUUAUUGUUGUAAAAUUGGUGUAGAUGUCACACCCCUUUUGAGUUACCAAACUGCUUUAUGAAAGAACUCUUUUAUUGUUGUACAGACAAAGAAAAUGGAUUACAUUUCUGUGUAUAAUUAUUUAUGCUGUUAUUGUUAUUGCAUCAUACAUUCCUUGCAAGUGCUGUCACAGAAUGCAAUGAAUGUUGCUAACAAAACUGUAAAGGAGCAUAUGGUAAGCAGGGUACAGAGUCCAAUCCACGGGUGCCUUGGCUAGUGUGUGUGUGUGUUUGUGUGUGUGCACGCAAUCUGUACUUUAGUGUAAAGAAACACCUGGUUUGCCUUGUUUUGCCUUUCUUUUUCUAUUAAUAGCAGAAAGAAGAGAUCAUUGUCAGAAAGUGUUGUGGUUGGAAUACUAGAUUUGUGUGUCAGGAAGUGAACUAAUGUGCCUGCUGUACUAGGAGGUAUUAAUGUGGGCCUUAUGUAAUAACUGUAAGUAAAAUAUGACCACAGAGUUCAGCGAGUAAUGAUAAAUAAAGGCUAUACUGAAAAAAAUAGUGGAGUGAGGUACCACAGUAUCCAGAAUUUACACAGUUCCACCUUUGACCUCAAGUCUAGCUAACAUUAUAGUUAACUGUAAGAAGUAUGUUCUUUGCAGAUAAUGUAGAGAUCUGAUAUGCAGUAUGAUUAGUACAUACAGUAGGAUGGGAUUGGUAGAAGACGUCUUUGCAAAUGGCUAACAGUGCAGUACAUCUCUGUAAGAUAAUGGCGGGAGGGGGUAUUAUAUAAUUGGAUCAGUCAGUUUUUAUUUGCAUUUUUGGGGACUAGGUAUGUAAUAUUGCAUGUUAAAACUAUAAAAUUAGCAAAACAUCAGACAUUACAAUUAAAGAUGCAUAGCUUAUAGUAUAGGAGGGUUGCACAGUAGUUUAGAAUGGCAUAUGAAUAGCAAGGAGUUUUUCACAUUACUGCUGAGCUGUCUUCCAUCUUCAAAUGGAGUCAGAAUGGUUCUAUAAAGAAAUAGUCAAAAUGGCAAUAAUAUAGAGAAUCUGGGGUAUUCUCCUGGGGUGAUCUGUAGGAUGAUAGGCCACAUGGGAAGGCAGUAUGGAAUGUAGGUGAGAGAAGAGCACAAGAGAUGUAAUUUUGAGAUUAGAGUAUCACCAGUAGAAAAAUUAAUUUUAAUUUUUAAUUAAAGUUCUUAAAGCAUUGUAUAGAGUACCACAUACAGUUCUAGAGCUGAAUCUCCGCAAAGAAUUAUGCUAGAGGCUUCAUCAAGGGAGGUGUCAAAAUAGUAUGAGAUCUACUUUGUCUACUAGUGGCCAUGUAAAGGAACAACUGUAGGAUUGCAGUAGGUCUGCUUUGGAAGAGAGGGGGCACCGUAGCAGAAAUUUUCUAUUAAUUCAGGGGAGGUAAAUUUAAUCAAGUUAGAACCUUUUGUAAGAUGCAGACGUGUGCUCACCAUUUGAAGAUGGAAGACAGUUCAGCAGUAAUGUGAAAACUCCUUUUCCAAAAAGUGGGGCUGUGGAACAGUCCUCCUAGGGAAGCCAUAAGAUUGCAUUAGACUGUCAUGAAAUUACUUAUUUUGGGGACGGCUUUAGGAAGAAGUUAGAUAUUAGAUAAGUAGGAACAGCAGUUUAUCCAUUAAGGAUAAGCAGUCGUCAUCUCCUAAUAGAUUUGGUUGUGUGUAUACCCCAUAUGUGAAGAAGCUUUGCAGUAGUCCUUAUGUACUCACAAAAAGGUGUAGCCUUGGUCUGUAAGCAUUAAGGUGUAAUUCUGAUGGUAAGCACAUCCACUGGGAGGUUUGGAAUAUGUCAUUUGUCACUCAAAUCCCCGUUUGAAUGCUUGAAAUGUGUACAAAUACUGACUUUUGCAUGACAUUUUUUUGUAGUGUUUAACAUCUAUGUGAUUAAGGAGGGUGCUGUAAGGUUUGUAAGCCAUAUUUAUUUUUCUGUUUUUGAUUUGGGGUCCCACAAUUUUUUCCCCUUGAAAAUUUGCAGAUACUAUCCAUCGAACAUUGUUUGAUGACCCACUUGUCCUCAAGUUUUGUGUGUUGUGUACCAAGUUUGUAAGCAAUUUGUAAAUACAGUAUAAUGUUAUUAUUAUUUUAUUAUUAUAUUAUUUUAUUACUAUA